GUUGAGUGAAAUGUGUAGACUAAUUUGUUCAGAAAGGUCUGAGCAGUACAGUUAAUUAUUUUCUAACUCAUGUGAAAACAACAAUGUUCUCAGUUCGCCAUAGUGUUCAAGAGUAUGUGAUAUAAUGUUGUGGAUUCUAUUUUGAAAAGCGUCAGGAAGUCGUGCCAAUGGGGUUAACUGUUUUACGGUUGAUUGCUGUCAAAAGCUAUGCAUGUAUUUAUGUAUACUUGGGAUAUAUUUGAUUGACCAGGAUGUUCUUCUACUAUUUUCAAUAUGCACUCCAAAACUCCACUGGGACUUCUUCUUUGCUGCUUUCUGCAGGUCUGCAGUCUCUCAACCGUUAUAACGAGACUACAGACUGGCAGAAGAAACUGACCCCAGAACAGUUUGUAGUCACUAGAGAGAGAGGGACUGAGGUGCCUUUUAGUGGGAUCUAUCUUAACCAUUCUGAAGUUGGGAUGUACCACUGUGUCUGCUGUGAGGCUCCACUUUACAGUUCAGAGGCAAAGUAUGACUCGGGGACAGGCUGGCCUGCAUUCAAAGAAGCUCAUGGGACAUGGGAGAGGGAUGGAAGCCACACCUCCAUCAUCCGUCGCCCCGACAACAGCCUGGGCAGUGCUGGGACAGAGAUUCUUUGUAAAAAUUGUGAUUCCCACCUGGGUCACGUGUUCGAUGAUGGACCCGACCUGACCGGUCAGCGGUUCUGUAUCAACAGCGUGGCCCUCGCGUUCAAACCAAGGGAAAAGCACACACCUGACAAGGAUGAGCUUGAGUAACCUGUCAUGAAAAAACAAUUGUGUUUAUUUCAAAGUCCCUUUAGGAGGCACAAUUUAGGACCACCUACAUGUCACUCCAUGGUUUUGACCUAAACAUGUAGUGAGAAGCUUUAUGUGGGUGUUAUUCAUUUAAUUUCAAACAUCCUGGUGUAAAGAAUGAAGCUCAGCCUCUUGGUAGGAUUAGUGGAUAUACAGUACGCAAUGGAGGGAAAUCUACAUAAAGAACAAUUAAUUGAAAUACUUACCCACAUUUUUUUUAUUGUUAAAGUUUUGUUGAUUUGGUCAUUUUGAUUUAAAACUGAAUUUAUGAAUGUCUUUAUAUCAGAAUCUGAAACGGUGUAUGUUAGCAAAUACAUAACAUGUUAGUUGGUCAUGGGUGCAUAACAAUGAUCAGUGCAAUAGUGUAAAAACAAUAACAAAAUAAGAAUGUCAAUUUACAAUAAAGUAUGGUAAACAAAUAUAUGAGAAAG
Pseudoliparis swirei is the source of this 1246-nucleotide messenger RNA. RefSeq names its product methionine sulfoxide reductase B2 (gene msrb2). Lineage: Eukaryota; Metazoa; Chordata; Actinopteri; Perciformes; Liparidae. Gene Ontology annotation, biological process: response to oxidative stress; protein repair. Gene Ontology annotation, cellular component: cytoplasm. Gene Ontology annotation, molecular function: peptide-methionine (R)-S-oxide reductase activity. The transcript has 4 exons. The coding region runs from base 252 to 776 and encodes 174 amino acids. The record is from RefSeq and is a predicted model, not a curated record.